AUGGCUAACCAGAAGGCGGGUUUUCACACGACGAUUGACAUACCAGGGACCAGUAUUCCUAGUGUCGCGUUCGGUACUUGGAAGUUAGGCCAAGGGCAGCAGUCAACGGAUCACGUCGAGCAGGCAAUAUCGAUUGGGUUCAAUCAUAUAGGCGAGUAUACUGCGCAGGCUUACCGGAACGAGUCCGAGGCAGGCAUUGCGAUUCGCGAGAGCGGUCUCCCUCGUGAGGACCUGUACAUUACCACCAAAUUUUCCGGUCGUGACGGACUGGAUAUCGAGACAUCGAUUCAGAACAGUCUCGACUAUCUUGGUCUCAAAUAUGUCGACUUGUAUUUGAUCCACGCGCCCUCGCUGGCUGUUCCCGAUAUUCCCACCGCUUGGGCAAAGAUGGAGAAGCUUCGGGAGGCUGGUUUGGCAAAGCGAAUCUAUUUCCAGCCGUAUAUCCUCAGUACCCAGAUGCCCAUUGUCGAAUAUGGGAACAAGUACGGUAUUGUCAGCGAGGCCUACAGUGUCUUGACCCCACUCACUAGUCAACCUGGUGGCCCCGUCGACAAACCUCUACAGAAGAUCGCUUCUCGCCUCAACUCACAGCCUGAACAAGUUCUUCUUGCGUGGGCGAAAUCGAAGGGCGUCGUCGCGGUUACUGCCAGUACAAAGAAGGAACGAUUAGAAGGAUAUUUGGCUGCGGGUGACCUCGAGUUGACUGCGGAGGAUAUCGCUGCUAUCGACGCGGCAGGCCUCGCUGGCGAGAGUCGACUCACUCUCCGGAAGGUGCUCCGCCGCGCUGCGUACAUCACUCUUGUGGGGGGUGCUGUUGUUGCCGCUUGCACGUUUAUGGGGAUCCGUGUUCUCUAG
Fibroporia radiculosa is the source of this 855-nucleotide messenger RNA. RefSeq lists its product as uncharacterized. The record is from RefSeq and is a predicted model, not a curated record. The transcript is spliced from 7 exons. Lineage: Eukaryota; Fungi; Basidiomycota; Agaricomycetes; Polyporales; Fibroporiaceae. Gene Ontology annotation, cellular component: cytosol. Bases 1 to 855 code for a protein of 284 amino acids. Gene Ontology annotation, molecular function: aldose reductase (NADPH) activity.